Molecule: messenger RNA, 4752 nt
Organism: Cheilinus undulatus (humphead wrasse)
Lineage: Eukaryota; Metazoa; Chordata; Actinopteri; Labriformes; Labridae
Gene: stx7l
Product: syntaxin 7-like
Exons: 10
Coding region: 93-866 (257 amino acids)
Biological process (GO): vesicle-mediated transport; intracellular protein transport; vesicle fusion
Cellular component (GO): membrane; SNARE complex; synaptic vesicle
Molecular function (GO): SNAP receptor activity; SNARE binding
Source: RefSeq, a predicted model, not a curated record
AUUAUUUGUCUUUGGAUAAUCAGUUUGAGACACUUCAGUCAGCUUUUAGGGUACAUCACUACACUGGAACAGCGCUUAUAAAGCUGUCCAUCAUGGCGUACCAGGCUGGGAUUCCUCAGGAGCCCAGUGCUUUGGUUAACAGCAUCAGCUCCAACAUCCAGAAGAUUACACUGCUGACCUCUGAGCUGCAAAGAGCCGUCUCCCUGCUGGGCUCCGAUCAGGACAGCAGCCAGUUAAGAAACACACUGCAACAGAAACAGCAGCAAGGCAACCAGUUAGCAAAGGAGACCGACAGACUGAUAAAGGCUUUCAGUGCACUACCUGUUGGCCCUGAUCAGCGACAAAGAAAGAUACAGAAGGAGCGUCUGUUGAAUGAGUUUUCCAUCGCCCUGAACAGCUUCCAAAAAAUCCAGCGGCAGGCGGCUGACAAAGAGAGAGAGUUUGUGGCCAGAGUGAGAGCCAGCUCCAGGGUGUCUGGAGGACAGCCUGAUGACAGCUUUGGACAUGUUUCUCCUUUCCCUAGUGACUCUCAGGUGCAGGCUCAGUCUGAGGCCAUUACUGAAGAAGACCUGAGGCUGAUCCAGGAGAGAGAGACGGCCAUCAGACAGCUGGAGUCUGACAUCACAGAUAUCAAUGACAUCUUCAAGGAUCUGGGGAUGAUGGUUCACGAGCAGGGAGACAUGAUAGACAGUAUAGAAGCCAAUGUGGAGAAAGCAGAUGUGAAUGUCCAGAGCGCCACACAGCAGCUGGCACGUGCUGCAGAGUACCAGCGGAGCUCCAGGAAGAAGAUAUGCAUCCUGAUGAUAGUGCUGGCUGUGGUUGCUGUUAUUAUUGGACUCAUCAUCUGGGGUGCUCUAAGAAACUGAUUCUCCUUCUUCCUCUCCACCUCCAUGUUCUUUCCUGUUCAACCAUCAGCCUGGAUACAAAGGGUGAAGCAUCGUCCUUCCUCCCCUCAUCCUCCUCCUUUUUUCACCCCACUCACCGGGAAGUCAUUAGGACUGUUUGUCUUUCUUUGACUUCGUAAUACUUUUUAUGAAAUGACAGCACACUCCUUAACUGUGAUAACAAAUCUAGCGCUGGUAGCUUUGUUGUUUCAAUCAUCUCUAUUUCUUUUACUUUGAGUCAUAAAUGACAAUGCGAUACACAAUGCUGCCUUUAUAUAUAUUGAUCUUGUAAUUUUAGUUUUCGACUUCGUGUUAAAGGUACUCAUGGAUCAUUCGGAGGCAUACUUGUGUAGACCUCCAGUUGACCUCCAGGCACAGUUGAGACAAACUUGCAGGUGCAAUAUAGCAGUGUUGUUGGGAGCACCCGAGCUAGAAGUGACUGGCAGAUCUGCCGCUUUACUGCAGCUGUCUUCUUUUAUGAAGUACACAUUGAAAGCUUUAAUGCUAUUUCUUUUGAAGCAAUUUCACAAAUGAAGAAUAGCAUCUCUACAUAAACCUAAAACAAGCCUUUAAUUAACAGCACAAUACAAGCAAACUUCACUUGGAAGAUUUAAAUGUUUUUUAAUCUAUAUAAAUCUAUAUAAUCCCUCUUUUUAAAGGGUAUAAUUAACUAAAUCAAGAGUUAAAUCUGCUGUGUAAAUUAAGAGUUACUGUCCUAUACAGCCCUAACUUUUUUGUUGUCAGGACAACACUCCCUGCAAUUAACAAAUAAUUUCAGGUUUUUACAAAAAAUUUUGCUUUGAGAGAUUAAUGAAUAUUUGUUGAUUGCACACAAAAGAAUGUCUUGCCAAACUGAGAUAUUGAAGAUGAUGUUAUAGUAAAAUUUAAGCUGUAUCUUAUGGUCUGCCACAGUCGGGACUAUUAUAAGGCCUUAGAAGAGUUUUAAUCAUUUCACUGAUUUGCAUAUUGAUGGUGGCCACAGUAAUGUUAUCCCUAAAAUGCAGAUGAGAGGUCUUAACAGCAAAGACAAGUGAGGUACUUGGAUUGAUUGCACUUAAGCAGGCAAGCUUUUUUGACUGGAAGCUGUAUCUGACAGGAAAGACUCUUUCAUAGAGUAAAGGCUUAUUUAGGGGGGUUGAUGAUGGUAAGCAGCCUAAUCGUAAUUGUUUUCAAGUUAACUGUACACUUAAUACACUUUAUUAAAUAUACAUUCAGGAUGAGGGAAGGCCAGAGCAACUUCUGCCUUGUUUUGUAAACAUUCAAUGUCCCUCUUGUAGCCAAGCACAACAUAUUGUAUGUAGACUCGGACAGAACAUGAAGAACUGUGAUGAGCAUAAACUGUGUGAAUUUGUCUGAUUCAGACACACAUUUUGAGUUGCACAGCUGGCUUGGAAAUCGCAACAACUUUUAGUCAGAUCAUAGACCGUUUUCCGUGCGUUGUACAGGGGAAUCCAAUGGCAGACCAUGACCCAACUGCAGCUGCUCCCAACUGGUUGGAUGGGUUUCUGGCAUGUUUGAUAUUUUGGUUGUAUGACUCCAGACAACUUCCACUGUGAGAGCAGAACCACGAGCAGGAUAACCAACUCUGAAGUUUUUUAUUCCCUUGUGAACUAUCAGGCAGCUUCUUUAAUCAUGAUGGCAACAGCAACAAUGGCUCUCCUUUUCCCCUCCUACCACAACACCACAAUAAAAUAAACAAAAUAACAAGCAGGAAAGAUCCCUGACCCCCAGCUGACAUGGGUGGUGUUUGUGUGUGAUUGAGGGUGAGAGAGAGAGGAUAUGACAAGAUACGACUUCAACCUCAGUGUAUACUUUAAACGUUUUUAAAGGAACUGCAUAGAUUUUUGUCACAGUCCUUCCCCGACUUUACUCGUACUCUGUGAGCACUCAGUUUGUGCACAACCAUCAGACCUUGCAGUGUGAGCACAUAAAUUGUGUGUGACAGUCAUGCAUCAUAAACGUCAGUUAGUUGACAUUUCUUCAUGACUGUUAUAGAGUCGCCUUGAAAUCGCACAGUGUAUGCCCACUUUAGAUUAAAAUUAAUAAUCUAGAAGAGUUGAGAUGUCUGUCUUGAUGGUAAGUCUUUAAACAAUACAUAAGGCUUUUGCAUACAUGCAAUCCUGAAAAUUUGUAGAAAAUUUGAGGACAGGUGGUACCUUAAAGAAUAACUGAACCCCAGAGUUUCAGCUCAGGUGCAUCUACCAUAUAAUUUUAAAAAGCUGUGUGGUGACAAUAUGACACCUCCACCCACUCCUUCGUGCUGUCCCCAGCAGCCACAACUAGGGAUGCACAAUAUUACUGGCUAGAUAUCCAUAUUGGCGGACAUUAUCUUAAGACUGUGAUUAUUGGCACUGGCAAAUAUGAAGUUUUCUGCUAAAUGGCUGUUAAUAUUGGCCUAUAUCAACAGUAAAUAUUGGUAGUAUACGUAAAUAAGUAUAAGUCUUUCUCUUUGUCUCUUAAACUUUGUAGCGUGCUAUGAAAACAUAAGUUUAGGUCUGAAAUACAAAUUUGAAUAUCAUUAUCAGCUAAAAUUUUAUUCUGUUAAUACUGGCAUAUUGGAUAAAUGUAUGCUUCUUUUGUUGAAAAGUCAUAACCCUCCAAUGUAGACUCACCACAAGCCACAUGAGUUCAAACAAUGGUCCUGUAGAUGACGCAACCUAAUUUGUUAACCUUGUUGUAAGGACAACGUGCUUUAAAUGUAAUCUUGGGUUAAAGAAUAACAACACCACAUGCAUCACAUGCCCUCCAGAUCAGCAAAUUGAUCAAAAUCAAUAGCAGUAGCAGAGUUUCAACCUGUUGAGAGCAAUCACUACGUAUACUUCUAACACAAAGUAAAGAGUUUAAACACUUUGUCCUCAGAUGUCAAGAUAUGGUUGCUCUUUGAUUAACAGCACAACUAAAUGACCAUAUAAAUACUACAUUUUCACCUGAAUAAAGUGGUCUGAGGUUACAGUUAAGGCAGGGUCAGACAACAGAAUUUUUGUUAUGACAAUUUUUGAAUUGUCUGUUAUGAUGGUCAUUGUGUCUGAUUAGACGAUCAUUCAUUUCUGCUGUGACUGGACCGGCAGAUGUAUCAGACUACAGAGAGAUAUAUAAUCAGUUAUUGUGGUUGAUUUGAUGAUGUUGGAAUGAAGGGGGCGGGGCUAGACUACACCUGAAAGGAUAACUGUAAAAAAAAACAUACUGUACUUACUUUACUGUAUUUGUCUGUCAAAUCAUUAUAAUGAAUGAUGGCUAGCUUGAUGCUAAUGCUAACAGCAGUUACUCAUUUGUUUCAAACAUUUCCUUUUUUUCAAUCAGCCAGGUAUUCCUGAAUAAUGCUUCAAAAAUGCAGGGAUAUUGUUGUCAGAGCUUGAAAAACAUUUCCUCAAUCUCAUUGUUCCAUUUCACAGAAAACCAAAACAAGGAGGAUUACACAAACUGCAAUGCCUACAUUGCACUUGGUUAUAUAUUUGUAACAAAUCUUAAUCUUUUUGCUGUAAACUUAUCUCCAACCACAAGCUGCCUUCCUUCAUUCAUUAUUUCUGUAUAUGGUGUAAAUGCAGAUAGAAACUUAGCCUCUGAUGUAUGAAUAUACCUCUCGGAGAGCCUCUUUUCUUUUUGUUUUAAAAAUUGCUGAUUCUCACAUUUUUUUGUGAAUCCAAACUUGUGGUGACCAAAAAGUACAUGAAGUUAUGGCAAACACUAAUGAUUAUUUGCUACAACUGUUUGAUUAAAAUGUAAAUUCAUGACCAUGUGUAUUUCUUAAGCUCUGUAUCUCAGCUUAUUUCCAGACGCAGGUGAAUAAAUUACCUGAAUAUAAAAAUGAGAGACAUGAUUUCACUGAAGUCAAAUGUAAUGAAAUAAAUGAUAAUUAUUUUGAACUACA